Molecule: messenger RNA, 5026 nt
Organism: Apaloderma vittatum (bar-tailed trogon)
Lineage: Eukaryota; Metazoa; Chordata; Aves; Trogoniformes; Trogonidae
Gene: WDR90
Product: WD repeat domain 90
Exons: 39
Cellular component (GO): centriole
Molecular function (GO): protein binding
Source: RefSeq, a predicted model, not a curated record
ACACAGUCGCUGGGGCUGGUGGGACGUUACCUCUACCUGCUCUUCAGACCCAUGCCCCACAAGCACUUCCUCGUCCACCUGGACGUCACCACCCAGGAAAACCAGGUGGUCCGCAUCUCUUUCUCGACCCUCUUCAAGGAGUUCAGGUCCACGGCCACCUGGCUCCAGUUCCCCUUCAUCUGCGAAACGGACCAGGGCUCAGCGGCCGACCGCCCGGCCCGGCGCGACCUGCUGGGUGCAGCCCCCGCAGACGUGCGCUGGAUCUGCCUGGUGCUGGACCUCCGCUCCAUCCUCUCCCUCUACCUCAACCGCCGCUACAGCCACCUGAAGAGUGUCAAGCUCUGCUCCAACCUCCUGGUGAAAAACCUCUGCACCAGCGACUUGGUGUUUGAACCAGGUGUGACCUUCUCCGAGGCACGUCGAGCCGAGCUGGCCUGCCGCGGGGUGGCUCCCAUGCCACGGGAAAUGGCUUUCCCUGUGCCCAAGGGAGAGAACUGGCAUGAUCUCUACGACUACAUUAGGUUCCCAUCUGAGGGGUCCAAGCUGCCAUACGACUCCAUCCAGAAGAGCUGCCCUGGUCCCGAGGCAGGUGGCCAAGUCUCGGAGGACUCUGUCCACCAGCUGCCCCAGCCGGUGAUGCUCACUAAAGUGGGCCGCGACCGACUGUCCCUCGUCCAUCAGAUAACCAGCCCCGAAGCUGUGCCACGCCGGCGUCCCGUAAUUACGAAAAGCAUCCCUGAAGUUCAUCUGACAGCCUCAGGGCCUCCAAGAGCCACGCCUGCUGCAGACCAGGAGCUAGAGAAGAACCUGAGACCGUGCAGUGCGGGGCAGUUGUCGGCAGUCAGUGGUGGCAGCAUCCACGUGUACUCUCACCAAAGGAGCAACCAAACUGUCCAAGCUGUCCGCGCCAGCUCAGAGGAGAGGCUCUUACCAGAUCCCAUCCUGAAGCUGAGAAUGAUUAUUGGCUUCGGAGGCUACAGCACCAAAUGGGCCCUGUGGACUCAAGACAAUGCUGCGGUGGUCUACCCCUGCCAUGCCAUCAUUGUGACCCUGCAGAUCCGAACCGGAGAGCAGAGGUUCUUCAUUGGACACACGGAUAAGGUCUCGGCGCUGGCCUUCAAUGGGAACAGCACCUUGCUGGCGUCCGCGCAGGCUGGUCCCCUCAGCGUAGUGCGUCUCUGGGACUUCCCGAGGGGCAGCUGUCUCGCGGUGUUUAAAACCCACGUCCACUCCCUUUUGUCCUUGAGCUUUUCCCACAGCGGAGCCAUUCUGUGUGGCGUCGGGAAGGAUGAGCACGGCAAAACGAUGGUGGUGGUGUGGAACGCUGCUGAGGUGACCUGUGGUGGAGAUGUGGCCAUGCUGGCCAAAGCGCAUACAGAUGUGGACAUCCAGGCCUUGAAGAUUGCUUUUUUUGAUGAUACCAGGAUGGUGUCAUGCGGCCGGGACAACGUCAGGCUGUGGCGAGUGCGGAGCGGAGCGUUGCGCUCGUGUCCCGUCAAUCUGGGCGAGUACCAUUCCCUGGAAUUCACCGACCUGGCCUUCGAGGAGGGGCACACGGCCAUGCGGGAGACCGAGGACCGCACACUCUUUGUCUGCAGCAAGAGCGGUCACAUCUUGGAGGUGGACUACAAGAAUGUCAGCAUAAGGAACAUGCGGCGGCUCCUGCCCGCAUGGCCCCAGCGGCAGGAGAAGGCGGGCGGCGGCGCAGGCCCUGGGAUCGCUAUCAACAGUAUCAGCAUCUCCUCAAGCUUCUGUGCCACGGGCUCAGAAGAUGGCUACCUGCGGCUGUGGCCACUGGACUUCUCGGCCGUUGUCUUAGAGGCAGAGCAUGAGGCUCCGGUGAGUUCUGUCCGAAUCAGCUCAGACAACCACAAAGUCUUAUGCACGACGUGCACAGGGAAUCUGGGCUACCUCGAUAUCCAGUCUCGGGACUAUAACACCCUCAUGCGCUCUCACGAGGACUCCGUUUUGGCCUUCUCAGUGGAGGGGACUUGGAAACAGAUGGCAACAGUGUCUCAGGACAAUACCAUCCGAGUGUGGGACCUCGUCUCCAUGCAGCAGCUGUACGACUUCACAGCCGCAGAUGAAAUGCCCUGUGCUGUGGCCUUUCACCCUACCCAGCACAUCCUGGCCUGUGGCUUUGACAGUGGGAUGGUGCGGACAUUCUCCUUGGCUGCUUCCGAUCUCCUGGUGGAGCACAAGCAGCACCGCACUGCAAUCACUGGACUGACCUUCUCCCCAGAUGGCAUUUUCAUGUUCAGCUCCUGUUUGCAGGGAACUCUGGCUCUUUACACCUGUACAGAGCAAUCGAGCCAUGUCCUGAGAGUCCUGGGCAACGUGGUGGCCCGGGAUGCUGGGAACGGUCCGGACGCUUUGGUGGUCAGCGGGGACAGUCGUCUCUUGGCCUUCGUGGGUCCCUCCAAGUACGUUGUGACCGUGAUGGAGGCCUGCUCUCUAGAUGAGCUGCUGAGAGUGGACAUCAGCGCCCUUGGUUUGACCAGCACAGCCUUGGACUCUGCGGUGAGAGUCUGCUUUGCUUCUGUGCCUCGAGGCGAGCUCUUAGUGUCCACUUCUUCCAAUAAAAUCCUUGUGCUUGAUGCAAAAACGGGACGACUGGUGCGAGAGGUAUCUCCUGUGCACAAGGUGUCCUGCUCCUCUGUGGCGCUGAGCAAGGAUGGCAGGUACCUGCUCACUGCUGGCGACAAAGUCAUCAAAGUGUGGGACUAUCGGAUUUCAAGGCGUGCUCUUCCCCAGGUGUACAUCGGCCACUCGGAGCUGGUGCGCCAGGUGGCCUUCACCCCGGACCAACGGCACGUCAUCAGCGUUGGAGAUGCCAUCUUCCUCUGGGAUUUCCUGGCUCUGCCUGCGGAGAGAUCACCCCCAGCCAGAGGUCAGUCCUUCAAGUCCGCUCUGUCACCAGGAGCAGGUAAUUUCUCUGAGUCAGACAAUGAGGAGGAAGCAGGUCUGACAGGCAGCGGCAGGCUGGUGGCAAACGGAGACAAAGAUGCCUCGGUCCUUGUGGUGGAGUCGGUCAGAAACAAGGAGCUUGUUGUUGUGAGGCCCAAAGUACAGCAGGAGAGCUUAAAGUCUCCUGGAGUAUCAGCAAACAAACCCAGGAAGGAGACCAAAAGUCCCAAGUCCCAAUGCUCCAUCCGCCCAGAUUCCUACCGGCAUUUCGCCCCUCGCUUUAAGGCAUCGGUGCUUCCCCAGAGUUUCUUAUCUCCUCCGGCUGGCAGUGAGGUCUUGAAACUGAAAGCUGUGAUCGGCUAUAAUGGGAAUGGCAGAGGGAAUAUGGUGUGGAACCCAGACACAGGUUUCUUUGCCUACACCUGUGGCUGUGUCAUCGUGGUUGAAGACCUGCACUCAGGUUCGCAGAAUCACUGGCUUGGCCACGCAGAGGAGAUCUCUACGCUCGCCAUCAGCCACGAUGCUCAGGUUCUUGCCUCUGCCUCGGGAAAGACGGAUGGAGGCUCCUGUUGUCAGAUCUGCAUCUGGAACAUCCAGGAUGGGGUUUGCGCAGCGAGUCUCUUCCAUCACGAGACGCAAGUACAAGCCAUGGCGUUCUCUCGGGAUGACAGGUUCCUUGCCACCCUAGGGGACUACAGCGAUCAAACCUUUGUUCUGUGGAAUACCUACACUUAUGAACUCAUGUUGUCCACUUGCAUCUCGGAGCCAGUCCACGACGUGGCUUUUAGUCCUUUUUCUCACAGAGAACUGGCCUGCGUGGGGAAGGGAGCUGUGAUGUUUUGGCUGUUGGAGCAGCAGGGAGCCAAAGUCAACCUUAAGGUUCAUCAGGCCCGUGCCCCAGAUGUGUUAGGGCCAGUGGAGCUGACCUCUCUCUGUUAUGGUGAUGAUCCUCUUCUUUAUAGUGGGACCAACUCAGGCCAGAUUUGCGUGUGGGACACCGAGGCUAAUUCCUGCUUCAUGUCGUGGGAGGCUGACGAGGGUGAAAUCGGUGUGUUGGUGUGUCGGCGCAACCGGCUGCUGAGUGGCAGCAACAUGAAUCGCAUCCGCCUGUGGGCAGUGGCCGCUGUGCAGGAGCUGAGGCUGAAAAGUCCCGAUGCCAGGUCUAGCUCAGUCCUGCUAGAGCACGAGAUCACCCUCGAUGGGACAAUCGUCAGCGCAGCCUUUGAUGACUCCCUAGAGAUGGGAAUUGUGGGCACCACAGCAGGAACACUGUGGUACAUCAACUGGACGGAGAGCACAAGCAUCCGACUCAUCAGCGGCCACAUGAACAAGGUGACCGAAGUGUGCUUCAGUCCUGAUGAGACUCACUGUGCAACAUGUGGCGAAGAUGGCAGCGUGAGGAUUUGGUCUCUUGGCAGCACAGAGCUGGUGGUACAGUUCCAGGUGCUCAACCAGAGCUGCCAGGCACUGGCCUGGAAGCCUCAUCCUGUCGUUGCAUGGGGAGCCGAGAGCCAGCACGUAGUGGCAGGGUACAGCGAUGGCACCAUCCGUGUUUUCAGCAUUUCCAGGACAGAGAUGGAACUCAAAAUGCACCCCCACACUGUUGCACUGACGGCAAUCACCUACUCCACAGAUGGAGAAGUGAUCUUAUCGGGGAGCAAGGAUGGGCUCGUGGCCAUCAGCAGCCCUCGCACUGGAAUGACUAUCCAUGUCCUUGAUGACCACAAAGGCUCCCCCAUCACUGUCCUCCAGUGCACCAGGAAGCAGGUGAGACCUCGCCUUCUGCCUCGGCGAGGCGAGCUCUGGCUGGCCACCAGCUCGGACCGGCGGGUCAGCGUCUGGGCUUCCGACUGGCUGAAGGAUAAGUGUGAGCUGCUCGACUGGCUCAGCUUCCCGGCUCCUGCUGGCCCCGAGGGUCUCCACAGCCUCCCGCCCAGCCUGGCCGCCUUCUGCCCUUGGGAACCAGGGACCCUGGUCUACGUUGGCUUUGGGAUGCAGAAAGAAGCCUUGUUUUACAGUCUGCGUGAGAAACGGGUAGUUGAGAAGAUCCCCUUGCCGUACUUUGCCACCUCGCUCAGCCUGUCUCCUGCGGCAUGCUUCAUGGCUAUCGGCUUCGGUG